AUGAGUGACGGUGAUAUCGACCAGCUCGCACGUGGAGAGGAUUAUGAGCGCGAGCGGUUGGACAAUAUCCGGGAAAGAGACGCUCUGCUCCUAUCCCUCGGCCUCGAAACCAAACCCCAGCCCGCUCCACGCACCAGCACGCCCGUCAAGAGACCGACGCUUUCGAAAGAAGAAAAGCAGAGGAGGAAAGCGUCGAAAAUGAAGGAGCUCGCUGUGCGGCGGGAACAGCCGACGAGGAAGAGUAGGCGGGUUGAGGAGAGGGAGGAUGGGAAGGGGAGGGAGGGGCGGGAUAGGCGAAGAACACCCUCCCCUGGCCCCCGGUACGACCCCCUACCCAAAGCUAUCGCCCCCACCCUCGCUCCCGGCCCCGACUACGCAGAAGCUGAAGGUGAAACGUAUUAUGAACGCGCCCCAAGACCGACGAGAGGGCAAGAUGGGCGGCUCGAGUUUGAAGGUCGGUUCAAGGGGGUUUUUGCACCGAAUCUGACGCCGGAGGAGAUGUUUGCUGGAGGCGCUUUUGGGGGUGGGUUCUUCCGGGACGUGUAUUCGCGCGUUGCCCACAGGCAAUUAUCCUCUACAGAAUCCACAGCCUCCCUCCCCUUCUCCCCUUCCUCCUCCGCCCUCCCGCCCCACCUCUACCCCCGGCUGCUCACGAACCCCACCCCGCAAGCGUCGGUCAACAGAUUCAAAGUCAAGGCAGGGCAGAGUUUGCAAGAGUGGGAAGAGGCUGGGUGGAUUUGGGCGGGGGAUCCGAGGGGGUGGGCGGAGUGGUAUGUGAGGUUUUGGGAGGGGAGGAGGGGGGGGGAUGAUGGGAGGCAGGUUAAUCGAUGGCUCAAAGUCGCCGGCCCCACAGGCCGUUUCAAACGCGCCCUCCUCAAGAAACUGCUCCAAGCCGGCGCAGGCGCAGGCGGGAACGGGAGCGGGAGGGAGAUGGUGGAGGUGGUGGAGGAUGAAGAUGUGGGGCGGGUGUUGAGGCAGUGUUUGUGGCAGUGGGGGUAUGUGCUGGAUGGGGGGGAGUUUGAGAGGGCUUUGGGGGGUUCUUAG
Messenger RNA from Cryptococcus wingfieldii CBS 7118, 1044 nucleotides. RefSeq lists its product as hypothetical. The coding region runs from base 1 to 1044 and encodes 347 amino acids. The record is from RefSeq and is a predicted model, not a curated record. The transcript is spliced from 5 exons. NCBI's taxonomy places the organism in Eukaryota, Fungi, Basidiomycota, Tremellomycetes, Tremellales, Cryptococcaceae.